CUUGUUUGUUGUCAAAGUAAAUUUAUCAUUUUGUUAUCUACUGUUGCAUCGAUAGAUUAUUAAAUCAUGCCAUAAGAAAUAUAAAUAUGAUUUCUUCCUAACUACUUAUUUUUCAAAAUGCAGGCGUUCCAUUUAUUACCUGAACACCUAUUAAUAGUAUUAUUUGCUGGAAUUUAACAGGUGCCCCCCCCCCCCCCCCCCCCCCCCUCCAUAAUUUAAAUGGCAGUGUUACUGUAAACAUGUUGCAAGUAAUUGUUACAUUGUUUCCACAAACAAUAAUUGUUUUUAUUGCCUGUUGGUAAAAAGAGACCUGUGGUUAUAAUUAUAAUAGUUCUGUACUUGACAAAUUGAGAAGGGAAGAUAAUAAAUGUGACAUGGAUAAGCGAAGAAUGCUUUCCAAGAAAAAGGACUGUGGACUCAAUGAAGGCAUAGCAGGAAGAUAUGUGAAGCGGGAUACACCACCAGUUCUUCGCAACUACCACACACCUGUAAGACAAGCCAACACCUCCCAGCGGCGAACAGCUAAAAUCCCAGCAUCUUACAUUCCUCAACAUGCACCAACUAACCCCAUUUCAAACCCAGUCUUAUCUAUGCCGACUUCCCAACCACGAGUUCCUGGACAAUCGCUGCACUACUCGCCACUGCCGGUUAACACAUCCAUCAUACCUGAGCGUCAGUACUACUACCAGCAGCACCUUACUAAUGCCUCCAUCAACCAGUUGUCUCAAGGUCUUCAGAACAUCAGAGUUAGUGCCCCAUCAACUUCAAGGACAGAGUCGGUGAUGGCAUCUAGAGGCGUUGGCGUAGCUUACUCCUAUCCCAUUAGUGCUGUUGGACAAGUCAGUACUGGCGGAAUGCUACAGCAGACAUCUCCGGGGUACUAUCACAAUAUGUCGAGUCAAGUCUCAACCCAGCACCAGCAGCAGGAACAACAACAGCAGCAACAACAACAGCAGCAACAACAACAACAGCCGCAGCUGCAGAACCAACAGCCGCAAGGUCACCAGGUACAGACUGUCGCCUUGUAUCAGCCGUCAGACGAACACAGCACAGCACCACUGGCAAUGGUCAGAGAAGAAGACAACAAGGACCCAGUUACAACCCAGUAUGCAGGUAACCAUGGUAACUAUGGCAACAGUGAGUACAUGAAUCUGCAGUAUGAUGAAAACUACCAAAUCGCCCAGUACCACCAGGAGAUCCGGAACCACUAUGCCCAGCAGAACAGCGCGACGAGCCAGCCCACCCUGCCCACCACCGCCGUGUACUCGGAUAUAGAUCACACACACAACACACAGCACGAGGUGCUUCCAGCCUCGUCAGCACCAUCAAGUGGUUACGCUACCCAGGAAGAAUUGCGUCUUCCUCCUGGCUGGUCUGAGGACUGGACGAUGCGAGGCCGCAAGUUUUACAUUGAUCACAACACACAGACAACCCACUGGAGCCAUCCACUCGAGAAAGAUAGUCUUCCUACUGGCUGGGAACGCAUCGAAUCAAAAGAAUAUGGAAUAUUUUAUUAUAAUCAUACCACGAAACAAGCUCAGUAUUUACACCCACUGUCUCCAAUAGUGCCACAACACAACAUGCUGAUAGCGUACGGUAGACCGAUCCAGACUGAAUACCGACCACAACGUCAGAGUAAUGUGCUGGUACCGGCCAAUCCAUAUCUACACACAGAAAUUCCUCACUUUCUAAUGGUGUACUCUAAAGCUCCACCGGAACAUGACCACAAACUCAAGUGGGAGUUGUUCCAGUUGCCAGAUCUAGAGUACUACGAUGCCUUGCUGGUUAGGUUGUGUAAAGAAGACUUAAGAAAAAUAGUAAUGGCGUAUGAAGGAUAUCGAAGUGCAUUAUUACGAGAACUUGAGCGUCGGAAAGACGAACGACAAGAACAACAACACAGAAUGUUAACACAGAAUGUUGAGACAAAAGUAUAGUGUGAACACUGUACAUUGUGCAAUAAUUUAUACAGCUUUUUGUGAUGUGAAGUCUGUGACAUUUUCUGAGGCCCUGUUUGGGUUUAUAAGGAAUACAUCAUAAAAUUAUUAUUAUUUUGGUGCCGUCAGCUUUGCAUAACGUUUUCAUCUCCUUGUUACUAAUAAACAUAUAUAUCAU
Molecule: messenger RNA, 2112 nt
Organism: Gigantopelta aegis
Lineage: Eukaryota; Metazoa; Mollusca; Gastropoda; Neomphalida; Peltospiridae
Product: scaffold protein salvador-like
Exons: 7
Coding region: 375-1934 (519 amino acids)
Biological process (GO): regulation of cell population proliferation; hippo signaling; apoptotic process
Molecular function (GO): molecular adaptor activity; protein binding
Source: RefSeq, a predicted model, not a curated record